UUUAGGAAUCAGCCUCGGAGCAAGGCCAGCAUUUCCCUGAGUGAGUCGCGUGUGAAAACUGGGAAGAGAGUCUUUGGCAAGAUGUCAUCAGCAAACAGCCAGAACAACAACUCUGAAGUUACAGCAGGUUGUCCCAAAACUGUGAGACGACCAGAAGAGAACACUCCCGGGAGCGGUAACUCCCCGCUGGACUUCCAGGAUACUGUCUCACUGAAAGAAAGGAUGGCCAUGUAUCAGGCUGCUGUGUCCAAGGUAGAGAGCAGCAGCUCCUCUGCUAACGCUUCAGAGGAAACAGAGCCAAGUACGGUGCCUGGCGGCCUUGCAAGAGUAAAGAAACAAUUUGAGAAAGGCCAGAUGACCUCAUCACAAAACACCUUUGCUCAGUACCAGCACAAGUCUGUACAGGAGAUGUCAAGUAGUAGGCAACACACGGUAUCAAGUAGCAGCAGGGAAACUGAAGACAAUGAAAUCACCUCCAAAGAAAGUCACAUGGAAACCCUUCAAACCAAAGAGGUUUCUCAUCGUGAGCAAGUUACUCAUGAGAGAACAGAGGUUUCUACACUCUUUCAGCACAAUGAUGAAACAGUAGUCAAUACAGCUAAGAAUGAAGAGUUCCCAAAGAUUUCAACACAGGUUUUAAAGCAGCAGUUUGAAAGGACGGCUCGGGAAAAGGCUGUUCAUUCUGAUAAGGAGACUGCAACACCUGCCAAGCAAGCAAAGAUUGCAAAUGGGUACCAGGAAGCUACAUGGCCAUCAGGAGUUAGUUGUUCCUCUGCUACUACGACUUCAGCAAGCAGACUACAUGGAACUUCUACAGCAAGGAAAAGGCAGCACGGAACUGCUGCCUCUGCGAUGCCUUACACCAGGUCCCCUACGUACGGAAACACAGAAAAUUUCCCCACUACUGCCACACCAGCUCCAUUGGAAACGACAGAGAUUUCCCAGUCCCCUGAACAAUCCACCUCUCCAACAAAGUCCACUAUCCCCAAAGAUUUGUACUCAAAACAAAGAAAUGUAUACGAAUUGAAACGUUUAUAUAAACAUAUUCACCCAGAAUUAAGGAAAAGCUUAGAAAAAGAUUAUUUAAAUGAGAUUUCUGAUAUUUUAUCUAGUGAAUCUGAAGCAAGGAAUAUAACGUCAGGAGAUGUACAGCAGGCUAGAUAUGUUUUUGAAAACACUAUUAUCCCUCAAAAGUUUACAAGCUCAGAAAAAGAAUAUUUAGAAUGGGAUGAAAUCCUAAAAGGUGAGGUCCAGUCUAUGAGAUGGAUCUUUGAGAACCAACCUCUAGAUUCAAUUAAAGAUGACUCUCCAGACCCAGACAAAGUUAAAAGCAUCGCAGAGCAAGAAAUGAUUGUAGGUGGAGAUGUUAAAUACACAACCUGGAUGUUUGAGACUCAGCCUAUCGAUGCACUGGGUGCACAUUCUUCAGAAUCUGCAGAAACUACAGACAAGAUCCCAGAAUUAGCUAGAGGAGAUGUCCGCACAGCCACAUGGAUGUUUGAAACCCAGCCACUGGACUCCAUGAAUAAAAUUUAUCAUGAUGAAGAACAGACACCAGAUGAGACUUGUGUUAGAGAAAUUCCUGGUGGUGAUGUAAAAACUGUAAAAUACAUGUUUGAAACACAGAAUCUGGAUAAACUUGGGCAGUUAUACUCAGAGGAUGAAGUUAAUUUGCUGCAGCUGAGGUCUGAGCUUAAAGAGAUUAAAGGAAAUGUGAAGAGAAGCAUAAAGCAUUUUGAAACUCGGCCAUUAUAUGUUAUCAGAGACAACCUAGGUCAAAUACUGGAGAUUAAAACUGUCCACCGAGAAGACAUUGAAAAGGGAGAUGUUAGAACAGCACGCUGGAUGUUUGAAACACAGCCCUUAGACAUGAUUAAUAAAGACUCAGUGGAAAUUAAAGUUUUACGUGGAAUCUCCAUGGAGGAAAACGUCAAAGGUGGUGUGCACAAGGCAAAAUGGCUUUUUGAAACACAGCCUUUGGAUACUAUCAAAGAGGAUUCAGAGGAAACAAUCAUUCAGAAGGAAACUAUUCUAGGCACUGAUGUUUCUAGAAAGUGCUGGAUUUUUGAAACUCAGCCCCUUGAUGCUCUAAAAGAGAAUGAUGACACAUCUCGUCCCCUUCCUGAAGAAAUAAUAGGAGGUGAUGUAUCUGGUACUAAACAUUUAUUUGAAACUUUACCAAUGGAUGCAUUAAAGGACAGCCUAGAUGUUGGUAGGCUUCAAAAGGUGGUUGCUACUGAUGAAGAAAAAGGCAAUGUAACGCAUCAGAAAUGGGUUUUUGAGACUAAACCUCUUGAACAGAUCAGAGAAGAAAGGAAGGAAUUUGUCAGAACUGUAAAGCUUGAAGAAAUUGACAGAGGUGACGUGAACAGCUACAAAAAAAUAUUUGAAUCAAGCAAUUUAAAGAAAUAUGAUGAAUCACAAAAAAUUUACGUGGAGGGUGUAGUACGAGGAGCUGUAGAGCUGAACAAAGCUCUUUUUGAAACAACUCCUCUAUAUGCAAUUCAAGAUAGUCACGGUAAAUAUCACGAAGUUAGAACAAUCAGGCAAGAAGAAAUUUUAAGAGGUGACGUAAGGAGCUGCAGGUGGCUAUUUGAAACAAGGUCUCUUGACCAGUUUGAUGAAAGUGACAAAAAAAUCCAAAUUAUUAAGGGAAUAUCUUCACAAGAAGUAAUUUCUGGUGAUGUGAAAACAGCUAAAUGGUUGUUUGAAACUCAGCCUCUUGAUGCAAUUAAGCAUUUUGGUAAUGUGGGAGAAGAAGAAGAAAUUAAAGCAGAACAGAGGACAGACAUUGUUAAAGGAGACGUAAAAACAUGUAGAUGGCUUUUUGAAACGCAGCCAAUGGAAUCACUGUAUGACAAAGUUGAGGUGGUGACUGACAGUGAAGAAAUACAUAAAGGAGAUGUCAAAGCCUGUACUCAGCUCUUUGAAACACAGUCACUGGAUGCAAUAAAAGAUGGUACAGAAACAACAAAAAAAUUACACACUGUGAAUCGGGAGGAUAUUCAGGGAAGUGAUGUCCGUACAGCAUGUUGCCUUUUUGAAACAGAAAACCUAGAAAAUAUACAAGGAGAAGAAGGCAAGGAAUUAAAAAGAGUAAUGGAAAUUGAUAUUCAGCCUGGGGAUGUUUCAACUAUGAAGCAAAAAUUUGAAAGCCACUCAUUAGACUCCAUCAAUUUCAGUUCAGAGGAAGCUCUGGAAAAAAUUAAAGCUAUUCAAAAGCAGGAAAUACAGAAAGGAAAUGUUUUACAUUGCCGAUGGCUUUUUGAAAACCACUCCAUUGAUGAUAUAAAAGCAAAUCAGGAAGACAGUGCCUCAGUCAAAACUGUAGCAGAUAUAAAGGGGGGAAAUGUGAGAAAAAGUUGUUUUAUUUUUGAGACUUUCUCUUUGGACCAAAUUAGAGAUGAAUCUGAAAACACCAGCACCAAGAAAACCAUUAGUGAGGAGGAAAUAACAAAGGGAAAUGUUAAAAACUAUAGAAUGAUGUUUGAAAAUCAAUCACUCUAUGCAAUUCAGGACAAAGAAGGGAAUUAUCACGAAGUAACAACAGUUAAAAAGGAGGAAGUGAUUCAUGGAGAUGUAUGUGGGACAAGGUGGUUGUUUGAAACAAAACCUUUAGAUUCUAUUAAUGAAUCAGAUAAUGUAUACAUUAUUCGAGCUGUCACCCAGGAAGAUAUUCAGAAAGGAGAUGUGAGCUCUGUCAGGUACAGAUUUGAGACUCAACCAUUGGAUAAAAUUUCAGAAGAUGAAAAAAUAACCGUGCCAACCAUCUGCAGUGUUAUAGGGGCUGAUGUGAAGGCCAACAAACGAUUAUUUGAGUCUGAACUGCUAAAUAAGGGCACAUAUGUAAGAACUGUGAGUGUCAGCGAAGUCCAACAAGGCAAUGUCAAAACUGCCACCUGGCUAUUUGAGACACACACUCUAGAUGAGAUUAGAGCAGAGGGGUCAGAAUAUAAAGAUGUUCGAACAGUCACAAAAGAAGAAGUGCAAGAAGGUGACGUUCAGCAUGCAGUGUGGGUUUUUGAAAACCAGCCACUGGAUUCCAUUAAAGAAACUGAUGAAAGUGAAGUAAGAACAGCUAAGGAAGACAUUCCACAGGUGGAUGUAAAAACAACAACAUGGCUCUUUGAAACAACACCCUUCCACGAAUUUAAUGAAAGUAAGGUUGAAAAGCAAGAAAUUAUAGGCAAAAGUAUCAAAGAAACUCUAAAAGAACUUUACUCUCAAAAAGUUGUGGAGUCUCAUGGAAUUAUCAUUGAGUCAGAUGAAAUCGGAGAUGUCAGAAUGGCAAAAUACAAACUAAUGAAUCAAAAGGCACCCGAAAUACAAAAAGAAGAGAUUAUUAAAGGGGAUCUAGGCAACAUAAUGAUGAACUUGCUGUCCAGAAAAAGCACGACCAAAAAAGAGAUUGUAGUAAAUGAUGAUGAAAAAGGCAAUGUUAAUUUGACCAAAGCUCAGUUACUGAACAGAUCAAUAGAUGAUCAUGUUGAAAAAGAAGAGAUCGUGAGAGGUGAUAUACAGCAGGCUAUUAAAAAGCUAUUUAGUAAGGAUAGCUCCAUAAAACAAGGAAUCUUAAUUCAGGAAAAUGAGAGGGGGGAUGUUAACAUGACAAUAUAUUCUCUCCUUCACAAAAAGGAUGGACAUAAAAUCCAACGCGAUGAAGUGAUAGGUGGUGAUGUGAAACGUACCAUUCACCGCCUCCUGUCUUCUAUAGCAAAUAAUGAAAUAUCAGAACGGGCUAAAAUAGAAGAAAAUGAGAGAGGCAAUGUUCAGUUUUUCACAACCUGCAUAGAAGCUGGAGCGUUGGACUAUCUGAAACUGUUCCAAACAGGGUCAGAUGAAACAUCAACAAAUGAGAAACAAGAGGAAGAUGAGGAAAUAAUUGCCGGUGAUGUAGAAGGCACAAAGCUGUUGCUGAAGAAACACAGGUUCCCCAUUCAACGUACAGUUGCUGAAGCUGACAUCAUCCCUGGAGAUGUGUGUAAUGCAGUUAAAAGUUUCACAGCAGAGCCACAGGAUAUAUCUAGUCAUAUACAGAAAGAAGAAAUUAUAAAAGGUGAUUUGAAGGCAGCUUUACAUUCCCUCAGCCAGGCCAUAAGUCAAACAACAGUUAGAGAAAAGGAAGAAAUUAUAAAAGCUGAUAUCCUGGCAAUAUUGAAGUCACUUGAAGAAGCUGCUUUUCAACUGAAAGAAGCGGAAAAGCCCGAGGUCAUACCUGGAGAUAUUAAAAGGGCUAUUGAGUCCCUUGAAAAGGCAAUAAACGCAAAAAUCGAAGUUCUGAAAACAGAUGUUGUUCGAGGGGACCUUGAUUCAACAUUAAGGUCUUUAAAAGAAGCUCAGCUAUCUUUCAAGAGCGCAGAGAGAGGAGACAUACUCAGCAGAGAUACUCAGAUUGCUGAGCACAACGAGCUAGAAAUCUGUGCAGAGAAGAAAAUGGUACAAUCUGCAGAAGGGCGCAGAGAUACAAAAAGAACUGCCAAACCAGCUUUAAAACCACCUCAGCAAUUAGCACAUGGUAACAUAACUCAAAAUGAAGCGAAGUCUGUUAAAUCUCAUCAUGAACGUUACCAGGAAGUGCAGGCUAAAAAUGAGACUUUUCUGAAAGAAGCUGCAAAGGUUACUGAAAAGACACAUUUAGCGCAAAAUCAGAGUACUGCGUCUCUUGAUAUUCAUCAUAUUAAACAGAUGAAUUUACCUAGUUCGCAACAAAUGGGCACUGAGAAAAUGGAAGAGUCAAGAGAGAAACUUCAGCACAAUGGAGAAGAGGACACAAAAUCUCUUACUGAACAACACAUGAAAAAUCAGUCUACCUUCUGUGAAAAAGUUAGAAGAAAUCAUGUGGCAAAGAGAGAAACAGAGCAAUCUCAGCAUCAUAGAGAGACUUUUGACAGAAAAGAAACAAACUCUGACCAGGUGCAAGAUGUAGCAACUGUGACAGCAGGACAGAGUGCCCAAGACAAAGUCACACAGGAAACACACAGUAAUUUUAAAGAAACUGAGAGCAGGAAAAUGAUUGGUAAUUAUCAGGAAAAUAAGAAAUCAGUAGGCCAGUUUACUGGAAAGAUUAAAAUGGAAGCUACUAAAUCAAAUGCUCGAUUUCCAGCAAAAACUCCUCUGAAUCAAGCCAAAAAUGUAAUGCAGAAAGAGACAACAGAAAUGGAUUCCCUAUUCCCACCUCCACCAUCCCUUCCCCCAUCACCACCACCUUCAGUUACAUCUUCUGAAGGAGAAUUUCCUCUACCUCCUCCACCACCUCCUCCUCCUCCGAUGUCUGAUAAACAGAUGUUUCUUCCGCCACCAUCACCUAGAGAAAGGAUCAAAGCUGAGUUUGAUCAUUUUCCUCCUCCACCACCACCAACAAUAGAUGACAAAUCUGAAAGUGAGUUCCUAUCUGGUCUCCCUCUACCACCACCUCCCCACCAUCUUCUGAUUCUUCCUACAACGCAACCAAGGCAAAAGAAAAAUCAUGUUCCUAAAUACCCAGAGGAGUCACUGCCUCAUCCAGAGCAAACUCACGCCAGAACUCAAGUGACAGGUAAAUCUACUGCCGUAGCCUCAUCACAAAACCUCACCAAAAGAGAGCCCGCAAGGGGCAUGGAAGGUCUCAAGUCCAAAAUGCCUCCUAAAUUUGAACCAACAGUGCUUCAGACGCGCACAGAGACGGAUAUCACCAAAAUAUUAGCAGAAAGUAGCAAGUCUGAAACUCUGAUGAACAUGGUUAGUCACGAACAGAAACAAGUGAGCAGUCACACAAGAGCAGAGGAGGGAAGACUACUGUCCUCUGCAACAGAAAUGGCUAAUUAUUCACCCAAGGCUCAGGAAGAGAUUCUAUCAGUCCAGAAAAAGGAGAUUUUUCCAGUAAUGAAAUCUCCUUCUGUUCCUUCAGAGAAUGAAACACAAAUAAAACCCAAGCCUCAUAUUCGAAAAUUUGUAACUCCUUUAAUGAUAGCUGAAGAAAAAUACAGACAACAAAAGGAAGAGACAGAGAAAACAGAAGUCAAAAAUUAUUGCUUUGACUCAGCUAGAACAAACAAUAAUAUUCAGGGAAGUCCAGAUGAAACGUUAUUACAGAAAUCAAACAAGCAAGAUCAAGGUCCUGCACAAGGAGCAGCAGCCCCAGGGAUGCCAGAGAAAAGUACAACUUCUGAUUCUGAUAUUCAUGUCAAUUUACAAGCAAGAGGCUUCAGAGGCGAUUUUUAUCUAUCUGCAUCAUCGGCCACCAAGCAGCUUCAGAAAGUUUUAGAAGGCUCAGAGGAAGAUCACAGUAGUAAAAAAGCACUACCUGGUGCAAAAGAUAACAUAUGUCAGACAGAAAAAGCACAUCCAGAUCAGACAUUACUUAAGCAUGAGCAGCUGAAGAAUGUGGAGCAAUUGACCAAGUCUCAAAAUAUAAUCAGUCCACCAACAUUCAAAGUUAAAACUAUUAAGCUUCCCAUUGGAGAGCAGAGCUUGCAAGAGACUCAUGAAGAUUAUGAAAUGCAGCAAAACCAGCAGGGAAUUGAUGUUCAAAAUAUUUUCAUGCAAUGCAAUCAGAAGAAGCAGAGUGAAGACAUAAGCCUUACCAUCAAGAAAAAAGAAAAAACUGCAAAGCAGUAUCACCAAGAGCACAUUAAUGGGAAUGUAUUAGCUGAAAAAACACAUUCAAAAUUUACACAAAGCAGGCAUGAAUCUCAGAAACAGGAAUUCAACCAAAUGAAACAAAAAUUAGUUAAUGAAAAGGAAACAAGAAAAGGUGAAUCCAGACAUGAGAAAAUCUUGCUGAAGAAAGAGAUAAAUGAGGCCCAUGUAGCAAUUAAUCCAGAGAAAGACAUGGCAACAAUUCAGAAAAAACAGGAGCAGCCUAAGAUUAAACCAGCAAUGAAAGCAGUCAAGGGAAAAAUAAGUGACAGGCUGCAUGACUCACAGACCCAAAUUACCCAACAAAAGAACGUGUGCGUUUCUGAGAGUAGAGUCCAAAAAACAAGCGAGUCCCAGGAAUAUAACAGGCUGCAUGAAAAUGCCUGUGUCAAACACAAAGGCAUACAAGUAAAAGAAAGACUCCUAAAGAAAAAAGAACCCAAACAAGAAAAUACACAUAAAAAUUCUUCAUGUUCUUCCUCACCACUGUAUCCUGAGGAAAAAUGUGCAGUAGACAUAGUAGAUAUUUUGAGAAAAAAAGAGGAACUGCAGGAAGUUUUGGGUAGGGUGAAACAGUUUGAAGAUGAGCCAAAUAGAAUUGAUCUAAAAACAUUUAAGACAUUUUUAAAUAUUAUCCCUGUUUGGCUAAUAGAUCAAGAAAGAAAGAAAAAUGUAGCUCAUACUAUAACAGAAAAUAAUUUUGAAAAAGUGAAAGAAGAACUAUCUGAUAUUAAACAUCAAGCAAGCCAAAUGCUUGCCUCAUAUGAAGAUUCAAUCCAAACUGCUGUCUCUUCAAGAACAGUCAAAUCCAGAAAUAAUAGCACUACUUAUCUAGGUCCUUCCCAGAAAAUAUCAGGCAUUACUAUUGGCUCCAAUAAAAAAGACCUGCCUAAAACCACAGGCUCUAUUAAAGCAGAAGCAGUGCAUCAGGAAGCUCAACAGCAGUGCAAUGGACUUGGCCAGACAGAAUCCAGGCCUUCUCCAGCACUAAGAAUGAGAUCCCCAUCUCCUACUUACAUAACAAUUGAAUCUAGAAGGACAGACUCUCCUCUAAGGGGGACACCCUCUUCCCCUACUCAAAGAGAAGGGACUUCGUUUCCUCUCCCACAUCCCAGAUCUGCAACAUCAAAAGCUGAAAUCCAACAUCCACAGUCUUCUCCCUCUCCUUCAAGAAGCCAAGCUGAGCAACUGGCUAAGCUGAAAGACACCACAGCAAAACUAUCACAAGGCGCAACACAGCAUCGAGCUGUAAAUCCACUUCCGAUUAUAGAAAAAAGAUCAGAAAUCGUUAAAUCUCCUGCAACACUUCGCCGACAAAUUAAGAUUGAAAUGCACGCUAGGAAACCUUUAUCCUCUGUAAAGUCACCUGUAUAUGAAUCUCAAGUAACUGCUGGUACAGUAAAAAAUACACAAGAAACACAAGAAAAAAGACUACAUGCAGAGAAAAACCAAUACUUGUGCCAAGAGCAAUUAAACAUUCCAGAACACUUACAGUCUCAGAGUGAAAGUUCAGAUUCCAUCUCAGUGACACAAAAAUUUGAGAGUCCUGGGAUUCAUCGGCCAGGGCUUAUUCAUAGGUUUGAAGCAUCAGAGACAGUAACAUACACACAACAUGAACCAACUACAGUAGUUGAGAGGUUAAGUAACGAAGGUGCAUAUGAAAAGGGUAAUUUUUUAGGAAAAUUUGAGGACAAAGUCAAGUCAAUGGAAAGAGAUUUCAGAAGUGGUGAAGCAGAUAGCAAAAUAAAGGACAGAACCCACAUAUUUAACCGAGAUGAGUUCUGUAUGGACAGUCAAAGGCAGAAAGCUAGUUUCCAAAACUCUUCUUGCUGGCAGCUAAGAGAAACAAAGCAAGAUAUAUCUUAUAAAACAGGGCAAUGUAAAGAUAAAGAACAAUCAUUUCAACCUGCAGUAUGUUUGGAAACUAAGUCCCAUAACAAGUGUUCUUCUGAUAGGGAUACAUUAAGAAACACAGUAGUUGAAUCAAGAACUGCUACUUCAGCCUCACAAAAUGCUAACAGUACGCAGUCAGGAUUCAGCUUCAAGCAUGCCCCCCCAACAUAUGAAGAUGUUAUCUCUGGACAUAUUCUGGAUAUUUCUACUACUCAAUCACCAGAAGAGCUACUGAAAAAUUUUCAGAAGACGUGGCAAGAGAGUGAACAAGUUUUUCAAAGUCUAGGUUACACUGUCUCAGAUACUUCUGAAACAGAAAUGAGAAGCAGCUUCCAUGAGGAAGCAGAGUAUUUCAGUGAAACUGCAGCUUCAGGAACAGGAAAUAUGCACACUUUGUCAACAGAGAGUCUAUCCAAUGGAAUGCCUAAUCGCGGACAAGCAGCAUUUCCAUAAAUCAUGUUUCCGAUGUCACCACUGUGGCAGCAA
Nothoprocta perdicaria is the source of this 9996-nucleotide messenger RNA. It is a transcript of the gene XIRP2, whose product is annotated as xin actin binding repeat containing 2. Gene Ontology annotation, biological process: actin filament organization; actin cytoskeleton organization. The record is from RefSeq and is a predicted model, not a curated record. The coding region runs from base 82 to 9963 and encodes 3293 amino acids. Lineage: Eukaryota; Metazoa; Chordata; Aves; Tinamiformes; Tinamidae. Gene Ontology annotation, cellular component: stress fiber; focal adhesion. Gene Ontology annotation, molecular function: actin filament binding. The transcript is spliced from 9 exons.